Molecule: messenger RNA, 4799 nt
Organism: Paramuricea clavata
Lineage: Eukaryota; Metazoa; Cnidaria; Anthozoa; Malacalcyonacea; Plexauridae
Source: the annotation of a GenBank genome assembly
AUGGCGCCUGAAAUUCUGGUUCCAUCUCAACGACUAAAAUCAGCAACAUUUGACGAUCUCAAGAAAGUAGAUAUAUGGGCUUUUGGUAUGGUCAUGUACAACUUACUUCAUCCUAACCUGAAGUACCCGUACCAGUUGGAAGUGAAAGCCAGAGAGAUUACAAUACCAGAGCUUUUAGCUGAAAAAAAACUGCCAAGACCAUCAACAAAGUACGAAGAUUUUCAAAAUACUGUUUGGAGAUCAAGUUCUUUGGCAAGCGCUACAUGUCUUCAGUUCGAUCCAUCAUUACGUCCAUCUGUUACAACGAUUAAGGACACAUUCCAGUCAUUAAUAGUGGCCGGAUCAACCCAGAGUAUAAAUCAAGGAAGUAAUCAUAAUGAAACAGCAAUUGAAAAAAGGAAGCAAGAGACUGUUGUCAACACGAGGUAGGCCCUAUUUUUAAUUAAACUGUUCGAUAUGCACGAUAUAUAAAAGUAUGCACCUGCCAGGUCCCUAAUUCCCGUAUUUAUAUUAACGAUCUUCGUAAAUAGAUUCUGCUCGCAAACGAUCGCGACGUGACGAUAUAAUUUCUCAUCCGAUACGAUUCAACCCUGACACAUACGAUGGUAACAGAGAUGGUAUACAUCGCCGAUGAAUUAUGACAAAUGAAAAUCAGAUUCUGUGAAUCUUCACCGAAAAAGCCUUAUAUUGUUUCUUCAUGGAUAGAUCCCUAGCCCAUUUUCAUAUACUCAUAUAAUUUUUGUAUAUAAUGUAUUGAAAAUAUGGGCAAAUCAAUACACAAAUCCGUUUAUUUACUUUAGUGUAAAAUUAGUAAGAGAACAAAUUAGUGAGGCGAAUGCAAAUGAUAAACCCACUUCAUCAUCUUCAACAGCCAGCAUAGAGAGGUAAUCUAAUCAGAAUGUUUUGCAGUUAAAAUAAUAUUUAACAACCAGUAAUACUUUAACUGAUUCCUAGGCUUUUUUAAAUUUAUAGACAAUCAGAAUUAACGAAGAAUCGUGUUCAAGUUGUCGAUCUUACAGGAAAUGAAAAGAGAAUAUCCAAAACAAGAUUAUCACCUGAAGCAAUAAAAAGGCAUGCACGGUGAAAUUAAUCCAGUAUAGAAGCUCUAAAGGCUGUUAUCCACUCUUUGCAAAAACCAACUCUGGCGCAAGGUCGAUGCCUGUACGUUUGUCCAAUCACAAUCGCAUCAGUUUGUUUUAUUUACUAGAUGCAAGCACUCACAGCGAGCUUGCGAGUGGGGUUUGCAAUGAGUGGAAGAGCCUUACGCCUGUCGGCGGUAACGCCAUCACGCUAAUCCAACUAUUCGUUAAAUUUAAAUAGUUUUUAGUGACCCCCCCCCUCCCCGAAAAAAAUGAAACAAACAAAAUGUUUAUUGUUUAUCAUGCUUCAUACCAGAUUAUAUCCAACAGCUAGGGGAAAACUAAUCUAUAUGUAUAACUUAAUUGUUUCCCCCGCCAGCAAAAUUUAUUUCUGUCCCCCCCCCAAAAAAAAAUUGCUGGCUCCACCGUUGUUGUUUUUAUGAAUUUAGACACAUUGGGUCAGCUUCAGUAGGAUGUGCUGAAAACAUCAGUGUAACACAAUCGUCGUCGGGAGUAACCAAAAGGUAUAUAUAUCCCAGCAGAACUAUACUGACAAAGUUACCAAAAGCUGCCAUUGUCAUGUAUUAUUAAUUGAAAUUGCGAUUAUAAGAUAUAAACAAAAACAGAGUUAAGUGGACAGAUGCAAACAAAUUUAAAUAUAAAAAUAUACUAAUAGCUAAUUAAUCAGUAAAACUAAAAACUUAAUUAUUAAUAUUUGUAGUCUGAAGUUGAAAACCCUUGAUCCUCCCACAGCGAUUAACACAACUGAUCAAAAAGACGAACUUGAAAGGUAAAAAUAGAAUGAACGACCAGACAUGAAAACAAUUCCAAUAAAUUGUUCCAUAUAGUUAUUUGGGGUGCUUGACAUUUUAGGUUUUCUUUAUCUCAACUAGAUGAAAAAUCCCUACGGAAAAUCUAAAGUAUAGCAUAUUGUGUGCUCAUAUCUGUAUGUAGUUUUAAAAGUAGUUCUGUUAUACUUGUGACUGAAGCUAAAUUAUUUUUAUUACUUUGUAAAGGCACACGCAACGGCAACUUCAUGAACAAGAUCCUUUACCAAUUGACCUGACAGGGUAUAACGAUAACAUGGAUUUAUCAAAUGAUGACGUUCUCUCAGAAUCACCCAGUUUAUCACUUGAAAUAGUGGAAGAGAAAUAUGGCAAAGAAUCAAACUUUAUAAUGAGGUAAAGUUAUUACACUAAUAACCAGAAACUAGAAAGUUUAAAUAUAUCUGAAAUUAUCUAGAACGAGUGUUUAGAAUAUCAAAAUAUUGUCUUACAGUUCUAUUGAAAAACGUCCAGAAGACGUGGAAUACUACAAAGAAAAUCUUCUACUCCCUGUGUUUUCCGACGAAAAGUACGUGCCGCCUCCUCAGGAAGUCGUUGAUUUGCUAUUUGGUGUCGGGAAGCUGGUACCGAGUCUACUUGUUUGUAACCAUCAGCUUGUUGACGUAGAGCACAACCGCUUGUUCUUAGUAGAUUUAAAUGCUUUAAAAUCAAAAUAUGAUAUCAAAUGCGACGAAUCUGGUUGCUGGAUUAAUAACAGCUGCAACAAGUUCAAGUUUGUUAAAUACGAAGAUAAAUGGACACAAUGUGAUCAUGGGGGUUCUGGACGUUAAGAAAUUACGCUGAAGCGAACGUACUUUCGCUUAAAAAGCGAUGAGAGUGGUGACUUUAGACGGCGAAUUGAUUUGAUUGAACGUAUGUAUAUUGACACGCUUUUCAGUUUAAUAGUUUUUAAUACUAAAAUUUUUUUUAAUAAGUCUACGAGUAAAAUUAUUGAACUAUUUCUUGUAAAAGAUCUACCCUGAGCACCAUAAAGUUACUAUUCUGGUGGACUGUACAUUCAUUGCGAGGCUAAGUACGAAAGUUGCAAGCCCCACUUGCCAUCCUCGCGGUUCUGACAUCUUUGUUAGAGCCGAAGGCGUGCCUAGACACAAAGUUAAGAUUACCAAGGUCUCUUUUCACAAUUUUUGGUUCUGUUUUAUUUAUAGUGAGCACUGGUGAAAUUCACAGAUUUUGCUUUGUUCAGUAUUCGUUUAAAGGAGAUACUGAACAUCCUGUUAUACCACGUCGUCAUAAGAAUUCAAAACAAUCCUCGCAGCCAUACGUACGAACGUGGGAAAGCACAAAAUUGUUGCUAAAGAAUGCCCCCGAAACAAUGACCCCUCGCGAUGUAGUAUAUACGACCGUGGCAGAUGAAAUUGGAGGAAUUUCAAAAUGUUCAAGCUCUGGUAAAUUGCCAAGAGGCCGACAGCAAGUGAAGGAUUUUUCACGAUACGCAAAACAACAGAGAACGCACAACACUGCUGGCCAAAUAAAAGACGAUGAUCCAUGGCUUCGGCUGCUCGGUGAGGGUAAAAAGCAAGCUUCGUCAAGAAACACUGCUUUCAUUCGUGACGUGCGAGUUGCACCAGAACCUUUAUGCGUAAUGGCGACCGACAGACAAAUUAAUGACCUAAAGCGGUUUUGCUGCCAGCCAACUGAGUAUAAGCCUUUUACAGUCGACCCAACCUUUAAUAUUGGCGAGUAUAAUGUGACUCCAGUCACUUACCAGCAUCUAAUAUUGGAAAACAUAAGGGAUAGAAAACAUCCGUCAUUCAUUGGACCAGUAGUGAUCCACGAGAAAAAAACGAAAGAUACUUACGCUGCAUUCAGUGGUACACUGAGGAAUUUAGAGCCUGAAUUACGCGACGUACUUGCUUUCGGCACAGAUGACGAGGAAGCUUUACACGAGGGGUUUAAAAUCAAUUUCGAUCGUUCUACCAAUCUUUUAUGCGAAAUACAUUUAAAAAAAAACAUUGAAAAGAAGUUGGUCGAACUGGGGAUAACUGGAAAGAAAAAAGCUGAUAUUGUUGCUGACGUUUUUGGACAACAAAUUGGAACCAUCUAUGAGAGUGGCUUAAUUGAUGCGAAUGACGAGAAGAGUUUCGAUGCGAUGUUGGAAAGUUUAAAGGAACGAUGGUCGAAUUUUGAUGAGAAGGGAGGACAAUUUUAUGAAUGGUUUUGCAAACAAAAACGUUCGUCUUUCUUACAGUCUGCCAUAGCUCCAGUUCGUCAAAGAGCGGGUUUAGGAUUCCCGCCCGAAAAGUUCACGACAAAUCGUUCUGAACAAACUAACAGGUCCAUCCAAGAAUUUGUCAAAAAGGAAUGCAAUGUAAUGAAGAAAGUUGACGAGUUUUCCUUCUGUGUGGCAUUAAAUAAGCUGGUAAAGAUGCAACAGCAAGAAAUACAGAUGGCGAUCGUAGGAAAAGGGGAAUACAGGAUCAGAGAUAAAUUUCAAGAGCUAAAUGUACCACCGGAAAAGUGGAAUAAGAUGAACGAGAAGCAAAAAGAGAUCGCAGUGGAGAAGAUUCAUUCUAUCACAAUUAAAGAAAGUGUAUCAAACAUAAGUGUGAUUAAUAAAACUGUCAAUGAUGGAGAGAAUCCCCUUUGUGCGGAAAUGGUUGACGCAGGUAUCGACUGGAUUCCCAGGACUAUCCUCAUCGCAUUAGUUGAGAAGGCCACUAAAUUAUCGAAAACACCAGGAGCUUUAGUUCAACAGUCUCUGGAUACUAUUGUCGUUGCAUCGAAUUCAGACCCAAGAACGCCGCAUAUUGUCAAUUUUUUUGCCAAUGGUAGAUCUGAAUGUAACAAUUGCCCAGGUUUCACAUCUCAAUCGGUAUGUGCUCAUGUCGUUGCAGCAUGUAUUAAGACGGACAGAACAAAGCAAUUUCUACGAUGA